Cutaneotrichosporon oleaginosum is the source of this 3171-nucleotide messenger RNA. RefSeq lists its product as uncharacterized. The record is from RefSeq and is a predicted model, not a curated record. Lineage: Eukaryota; Fungi; Basidiomycota; Tremellomycetes; Trichosporonales; Trichosporonaceae.
UUUCCAUUUCAUCAUCUCUCUCUCAUCUCUCAUCUCUCAUCUCUCAUCUCUCAUCUCUCUAUCCCCCCCGGUCAUGCCAACAUCGGCAGCAUGGCUACUCACUACCCCCUCCCCUCGCCACCAGCAUCCCCCACACCCGACGCCGACGCCGCCGACUCCUCGCCCCUCGCCGACUACUUGGCCCAGGCCGAGCAGUCGUUCGACGACUCGCCACCGGCAGACGACACGACCAUCAGGCGGAGGCGGCCACGCUCGCGCGAACGCAUCGCGCCACUUGCCACCACCCGGAAACUGACAUUGCACCCCAGCGCCAUGUCUGACACUGAGAAUGCCGAGGCAGGGCCGAGCCAUCUCGCGUCGCCAGCGAGGAUAGACUCGCCACCGCGGGACGAGUUCGCCGAGCGUUUCAAGUAUCUCGUCGCAUCGAGCGGGUUGUUGGAGAAGACGCAGAUCGCAAGUCUGGGAACAACAGAUGUCGACGUUACGCCCUCCAAGGCCUCUGUCGCAUCAUAUUCGCACACAGACGCUCCCGGGGCUGCAGGGAUACCCGAGCUAUUGCGGUGGGAUAUCAUCGCUGCCAUCGCGGCGGUCGUCGCGGGGAUCGUGUACAUCCUCGGCCCCGUGGGCAGCGUGAUUCCCGGCACAGCGCUAGCCACGGGCGUCGCGCUAUAUGCGCGAAGAAUUGCCGAAGCCCCCACUGAGGGCGCAGCAAAGGAAGGCAAUGUGCCAGAGGCGAAUCGCGAAUCAUCGGCUCCCGAGCGCGCUGUUCACAACACGACAGGUCGCGCUCGCGUGAUGCGCGGGCUGGAAGGCCUUCUUGACGAGUCUAAGGCGCUUGACCAGACAGUUCUUGCCGCACUCCAGAUCCUUGCGCGACGGCCCGAUGAUACCGACCACGCGCACGAACUCCGCAUCGCGCUGCACCGAUUGUUCGAAGACAUGACGGACAGUCUCGCGACGGCGACUUCGUCGCUUACCACCAUGUGCGACCGCAGCGAGCUGACCGUGCUGAGCAACAUGUACGACGUGCAGCUGGUGGGCGGGCAGCGUCGACGACGCCCGUCGAGCAGCGAUGAAGAGGACGCCAGCCCGUCCGCAAUUCACAAGCACAAUCGUCCACGAGCGGGUUCGUCUGGCCCCAUGUCUCCGCCGGCGUCUCUCCCCGCCUCCUUGUUGUCGCCAACUGCUCGGCAUGCGAGAACACCGAUCCGCGCCCUCGCGCCACCCUUCGACGCGAACGAUCGGUUCACAAAACUCCCGAGCCGCGCGUCUCCGAGGUUCAAUCGCACGAGCUACAGCGUCGAUUGGAACGCGCGUCCACAACGACCAUUUCGGUCAGAGACGGACGUGCGCUCGGACGGCGAGGAGGGUAGUGACAGCGUGCUCUCGGCCGCAUCAACUGAGAGCAGCUGCAUGCCUGCGUCGAUUCCCGACGACAGGUCGCUUGCUGGUGCACUAUCUCCGCCCCUGGUAUUGAAAGGACUUCCCUUCACACCCAAGCGCGCUUCGCCGCUCAUCCAGACGCUCGCGCGGUUAGAGAUGCCCGAGUGGUCAAGGCAGCCGCCCACGCCUUCCUUCCACAGCAUCAGCGCUACACCCGGCCAGUCGCCCUUCCGCCGGUCAUUACAGGACAUUGCAUAUAUACCAUCUCCCCCGGUAUCGAGCCAUGAACAGGCCCAAAAUUUGGCUGUUGCUCGGGCCACGACCUCGAUGUCGAGCGAUAAGCGCCGAUCACUGCAGACUCCGUUUGGGGCCGGAUACCCCGCAAUCGACUACACACGAGACGACGUCGCGUUGGCUACCAGCUCCAACCUCACUCGCACGCGCUCGCUCCCACAUUCUGAUACUGCUCGAGUGCAGCGUGCUCAAACCGCCGCUUCCUCAAUGCGCACGUCGCCUGGGAGUAAUACCACGCGCCCUGAUAGCCCCAGCGGUCUUCGGCGACUGUCCCUUCUCUCGGACCGAACAAGACCCAGUAUACCGAGUACCCCGGGCUCCAAGCGGACAUCCCUCCUCUUCCCCGACGCCAUGACCCGCGACGCAUCAAGCCUCGGCUAUGGACGCUCGCCUCUCCGCCCGCCACCGAUGCAAAGAGGUGCUUCGAUCUCACCUCUUACGCUUGGUGGCCUCAGGGCCUCAUGCCUGGGUGUACAUCUGAAGCGGCGGCGCAUGGCGUGCUGCUUACUCGGCUUGCGCUUCCGGGAGCCCGAAGAGAGCGGAUAUUGGGAUGAGGUGGAUCUCGUGCUACGCGGGGUGAUGGACACGAUGUCCGAGGCCAUCGCUCGCUUGGAGGCACUACGAGCAGAUGCUGAGCGUGAGGCUGCCUCCGCGCAGGCAAUCGCUGCCGCAGCCUCAAAAUCAUACCCUGCCACGCCUCCGCCAAAGCGCGGCCUCAUGUCGCUUCUAGGCAAUCAGGACUUUGCGCCACGCGAUAGCACCGAGCAGGCGGUUUUGAGCAGCAUGGACGACCUGCAGCACCUGCUUGCCCGGGUAUGGGCCAAGACGGAAGAGGUACGCGGGCUUAUUGUUGAUGGCGAGUCGGACCUGUCUAUGGUUUGGGCCGACAUGCGCAACGACAUCGGCAACAUGCUUCGCCACGUCGACCGUAACCGCCUACGUCUCGAGGCGACUACGGACGCGGACAGCCCCGAGCGCGAGGAGACGCCCGUCCCACCCCGGAUCCCCGAGUUUGCGCGUAGCUGGGCUGAGCCUGAGCCCGGACCGGGCCCAGAGGAGAUUGAGCGCCUCGUAGAAGAGGACGACGAGGCGGACACGGCGCCCGACCUCCCUCCAGCUGGAGUGGACGAGGUGUUUGAGGCUCAUAUCCCGGCCGCAGCAACUCGUGCACGCUCCGCGCUCUCCCGCGAGGAGCGGAUCCAGCUGCAGCGUGAAGCGCGGGCGCGGGGCAUGACGAUGGCGCAGCUCGAGGGCGCCAAGGACCCGGCGCGGGCAGUGGAGAUCCAGCGGCAGCUCGAGGCGGAGCGGCUGCGCGCGGUGAGCGGGGAGAUGGUGCAGGAGCUGCAGGGCAUGUUUGGGGCGAUCCGGCGGCGCAAGGGCAUGGACGAGGGUGAUGCAGCGCCGGAGGCGUGAGUAGAUUGUAUUGCAGGUCUAGAUGUGCAUAGACUACUCUGUGCGUAGAGUGUACGGUGCAUGCAGGAUCAUUAACCAGGU